Molecule: messenger RNA, 569 nt
Organism: Aedes aegypti (yellow fever mosquito)
Lineage: Eukaryota; Metazoa; Arthropoda; Insecta; Diptera; Culicidae
Exons: 2
Coding region: 144-464 (106 amino acids)
Source: RefSeq, a predicted model, not a curated record
CUCAAUCAGAUCCGAAAACGUUCACUAGUUUUUCGACUAUAAAACCGAUUUCCAAGCCAAUUUGAAGCAUCAGUUAGCUUGCAACGCUUCUGCCAACUCUUUUGUAGCUGCCAACGUACAGUUCCAAUUCUCAUCGUUCUAAAAUGAAGUUCACAAUUGCCGUCCUUGCCCUGGUCCUGGUCAUCGUGGCCACCGAGGCUUCUCCCGUGGCUCCCUACACUGCUGGUCUGGUGGCAUACGACAACGCAUGGCCCCAUGGUGGUGCUGCCUGGUCACCUUAUGGAUAUGGAGCAUAUGGUAACGCUCACUACGGCUAUCGUGGAUGGCCCCUGUACGGAAAGGGCUACGGCUACUCCAGUGCCUGGGCUCCAACCGUUGUUUCUACCAAGGUCGUUGAUGGAGGUCUGUGGAACUAUGGCCCGUACGGACAUGGAUACGGUCUGGGUUAUUCCAAGUACUGGUAGAUAGAGAUGAAUGAUACGUAUGGAUUUUGAUAUCGGGCUAUGCGAAAAGGAUUUGUAAUCGAAAUGUGGUGUUAUAUAUAUGCAUAACUUCAAAAGUUUUUUUUU